AUAAACUUACAACUUAUUCAUUAUUACAGUUGCUGCACAAGAAUUCCACACCUGUUGUGUAAUAUGAUCUUUUUUAUUAUUUAACUAUGGAACGCCAUCGUGGACAUAAAUUUUAUGCAUAAAAUAAUGUCCAUUUUUUAUUUUUGUUUUUAAAUAGUCCUGUACUUGUAACCAGUACACUUCCUCAGCAUAUCUAUGUUCCUGAUGUCACUUAGAAUUUUGUUUACUAGUUGGGUCCUAUAAUAAACUUGUAACUUAUUUCAGUAUUACAGUUGCUGCAGAAGAAUUCCACACCUGUUGUGUAUUAUGAUCUGAAGUUCAAGUCAUGAGGUAGUUACUUACAUAGUUAUUUAAUCUCAUUGUCUUUGAAUGGAUGUUUGUAUGAUAAUGUUAUUUUCUUGGCUAUUAAGCAUAUAAAAUAUAUUUGUAAACAGACCUAAAUACAAUUUCUUAGCAUAUUUAUCUUCUUGAUGUCCCUUAUUUUUUGGUUCAUUAUUUAUUAGUUGCUGCAGAAGAAUUCAACACCUGUUGUGUAUAAUGAUAUUGGUAUUCAACUGAAGUUCAGAUCAUGAGUACUUCUGAUGAAAACACUUGCGUUUUAUGUGGCGUUAGAGACGACAGCCCCACUUCAGUUCUUGGCGACAGGGGAUGCCAGAGCAUCAUAGCAGCCAGCAAGAAUAAGGGUUAAUGCUUCUUAAAAGCAAGUAUUUAAAGGGUCUUGUGUUGUAGGCUCUCCUGAUCUAUAUAUAUCAGUUUAAUAUUUCGUACUGUAGUGUCAUCUAGUAUAACUUUAUCUAGGUAGCACAAUAACAUUGCCAUUUUCUUAAAUUGUUUCUUCCAAAACUUGUAAAAUCGUUUCUUUUAUACUUACUAAAGCUGAAAUGAAUUCAUUCAGUAUUGUCUAUGAUUAAACCAUUGUCACACACACGCGCACACAUGCAUGCACAUACGUGUAUCAUCCAAAAUAUAUUUCUUCAGCAACAUCAAAUAUGUAAGAAACAUGAAAUUCUAAAAUGAAAGCAUAAAUAAAGAUUAAUGUAAGGUUUAUUAGUUAUAAGUAAAUUAAAUUUGUAUGAAUUACAGGUCGAACGUUGGUCGUCUCACCUGGACAGCAAGUUCACAAGGAUUGCAGGAGGAUUUACUGCCACCCCAAUCAGAAUCGUCUCAAUAGCAGCAGCAAAGAAAAUUUAUAUACAAGUCCAAGUACUAGACAGUCAUUAGAAUUAUCAUUUGACUUUCAAACGAAGUGUUUUUUCUGUGGAACAAAUGCAACACAUAAACAACAUAAACGUAAACGAGGUAGAGAUGUUCACCCUGUUUUAACAUUAGAGUUUCAAAAGUCUAUUAAAGAUGUUUGUUUAGAAAGAAAAGAUGAUUGGGGUGAUAUAGUAUUAGGCCGAUUAGAAUGUGUCUGUGAUCUUCCUGCUGCUGAAGCUAGAUAUCACCAGGCUUGUAGUUCUAAUUUUAGGUCUAGAUAUAAAAUUCCAAAAUGUUUUCAGUCACCAGUGACAGAUGAUGGAGCAGCAUAUGAGACGGACCAGUGCAGCAAGACAAAGAAAGGCAGACCUGCUUGCGUUUGUGCUGACAAUGCCUUUAAAACUGUUUUGGAAGAAUUUGAGGAAACUGAAAUUGGGUUUACCACAAUCAGCGACUUGGUACAAAAAAUGGCAUCCAUUUGUGGUGAAGAUAACUCGUACAGUACAACAUAUAUGAAAAGAAGAAUGCUAGAGCAUUAUGGUAAUAGUAUUAUAAUUACAGAAUUGAAUGGCAAAUCCAAUGUUGUUACUUUCAGAAGUAGAGCCCAUGCUAUUUUACAUAACUAUUAUCACAGACAAAAUAAAAAUGACAGUGAAAGUGAGAAACUGGCAAUCAUAAAGACAGCAGGAAAACUGAUUCUGAAUGACAUCAAAGAUAUGGAGGAAAAUGCAGAGAUAUAUCCAUCUGCAAAUGAUAUGUCAACUGAAGGCAACAGAAAAUAUGUACCUCCUAGUCUAGUAACAUUAUUACAGCAACUCAUUGACCAAAAGGACCCAGAGAGAAUUAUCAUAGCUAUUAGCCAAGCAAUUGUCCAAGCAGCGAUUCCUAGAAGUAUAAUAUGUCCUCUCCAGCUUGGAUUAGGUGUUCAGUUACAUCACCAGUUUGGAUCAAGAAUUCUCAUAGAGACCCUAAACAGUCUAGGCUUCUGCUCUUCUUACCAAGAAGUACAAAAAUACGAGAAAUGUGCAGCAUAUACUCAAGGCAAUGCAGUUGACAGGAACAAUGUUGAACAGUAUGUACAAUUUGUUGCUGACAAUAUAGAUCACAACACUGCGACGAUUGACGGCCAUAACACAUUCCAUGGAAUGGGCAUAAUUGCAACAUUUACACCAAAGGACAACAAAAGACGAGUUGUGCCCAGGAUACAAGUAACAAAUGAAGAGCUUGUCAAAAUUGGGAAAAUCAAUAUAAAAUAUUAUAAACAAAAUGACAAUGUCCUUGAAAAUGUCAAAUUUGAGAAGCUGUUGGAUAUAGAUUGUGAGGAUCCUAUACCUGGAAACUUCGAGUUUCUUGUUAAAAUUACACGCCCACUAAGACCAAUGACACCAAGCUGGUCUGGAAUCAUGCAAACUGUUCAGAAGGGUGAACAUCCAGGAGAGUCCAAAGUCCAUUUCCUUCCCAUGAUAGACAUGAACCCAAGUGAUAUGUCCUGCAUAUAUUCCACCUUGACAUACGUUGCACAGCAAGCCCGUUUGAUGAACAUUGACCCUGUCAUAACAUUUGACCAACCACUGUUUUGGAAGGCCAUGACUAUCAUAACAAACAAACCAGAUUCUAGUGAGCUGAAGAGAGCUGUAAUCAGACUUGGUGCCUUUCAUAUGGAAAUGAGUUUCUUGGGGUGUAUAGGGAAGAUUAUGGAAAAUAGCGGUCUUUCAGAACUACUAAGCACUGUAUAUGCUCCAAACACUGUUUGCCAUAUGCUAAGUGGAAAGGCGGUUCAGAGGGCAAUUAGAGGUCAUUUCUUGGCCAGUGAUGCACUUGACCAGCUCAUUAUGGAGAAGACAUUUCCUGAGUUAAUGGAAACGCAGUAUACAGAUGAGAAUAACAAUCAUGCUGAAACAGGGAGAAGCAAUGAUGAAGUCUACUCACCUGAACAGAGAAAAUUAGUCACAAUUUUUGAAAGUGUACUCGAGCAGAAAAUUGAUCAACGGCUACUAGUAACUGAAGACAAUGUAAAUCUUAAAGAAAUGGUUGACAAAGUUGAAAGUACUAAGCAUACAUUGAAAAGUUCUAGAACUGCAAAAUUAUGGCUACAAUACUUAGAAAUGAUCAACCUACUGAAACAGUUUAUCGCAGCUGAAAGGAUUGGGAAUUGGCGAUGUCACCUCAAGAGUUUGAAAAACAUGUUUCCUUUUUUUGCAGCUGCAGGACAUAAUCUGUACACGAAAUCAAGCUACAUGUACCUUCAGCAAAUGAACUGUCUUCACAUAACACAUCCUGAAGUUUGCCAAGCAUUUGAAAAGGGAUUGCAUGUGGUCCGACGGUCAAACAGAAUGUGGGGUGGUCUUUCUACCGAUCUGGUUAUUGAACAAGUACUUAUGCGCAGUGUGUAGGUGGACUGACUAGAGGCAGAGGAUUGUCAGAGUUACAACGAACGCAGUGGAUUUUGUCUAUGCCAGCCUGUGCAGAAAUAAAUUUUGCAAUGCAAGAAUAUACUAACAAGAAAUACAAUACAAGUGAUGAGCACAAGGAUAUUGCAAAAUCUCGAAUCGACAGGGAUGAGAAAUAUCGGCAAGUGUUUUUAGAGUUUCUCCGGGGCCGAAACCCAUUUUCAGAUGAAGCAAACCUGAGAAAUAUUGAAACGGGAAGUUUAGCAGACGCAAAUGUAAACGUGGACUCGGCAAGAAAUGUAGGUGAGAAAAUACUGAAGAACAUGGAAGGGAAAAAGGUUCUUGAACAUUCGUUUAAACGUACCGAUCAAGCUGUUACAUUGGGGUCCAAAACAAAUAUCAAAGUUGGUGGAGAAGAGUUCCAUGUAGACCCUCAGCUACUGUUCCAAAGAAUUAUGGCAGUUGCGGACAGCUAUACUGAUGAUCCUGAGGAGAUAUUUAAGCAUGAGUUGUCAGCAAAUCCAUCAGCACUUUUUGACAAUUCAGGAUUAAUGAGAGAAGCACAGAAGCCUCAAAUCGCUAACACUAUAUGGGACUUGGGACAAUGUGAUGCAACAUAUAUACCACCCUUGACCGUGUGUCAUAUUGUUUUGGAUGGCGGAUCUCUACUUCAACGAAUCCCUUGGGAAUAUGGUACCUCGUUUGGAGCAAUAUGUAGUAAUUAUUGUAGAUUUGUCGAAACAAACUAUAAAAAUGCACAUAUUGUAUUUGACGGGUAUGAAAAUGGGCCUUCUACAAAAGACACAAGCCCGCCCGCUUAGCUCAGUAGGUAAGAGCGUUGGUCUACGGAUCGCGGGGUCGCGAGUUCGAUCCUCGGGCGGGGCGCAUGUUCUCCGUGACUAUUUGAUAAACGACAUUGUGUCUGAAAUCAUUAGUCCUCCACCUCUGAUAAUUCAUGUGGGGAAGUUGGCAGUUACUUGCGGAGAACAGGUUUGUACUGGUACAGAAUCCAGGAACACUGGUUAGGUUAACUGCCCGCCGUUACAUGACUGAAAUACUGUUGAAAAACGGCGUUAAACCCAAAACAAACAAACAAAAAAAAGAAACAACACACGAAC
This is a messenger RNA of Mercenaria mercenaria, 4705 nucleotides long. RefSeq lists its product as uncharacterized. The record is from RefSeq and is a predicted model, not a curated record. The transcript is spliced from 2 exons. The coding region runs from base 1665 to 3590 and encodes 641 amino acids. NCBI's taxonomy places the organism in Eukaryota, Metazoa, Mollusca, Bivalvia, Venerida, Veneridae.